Entelurus aequoreus (snake pipefish) is the source of this 2051-nucleotide messenger RNA. Its product is annotated as cytochrome c oxidase assembly protein COX20, mitochondrial. Gene Ontology annotation, biological process: mitochondrial respiratory chain complex IV assembly. The coding region runs from base 140 to 496 and encodes 118 amino acids. Gene Ontology annotation, cellular component: mitochondrion; mitochondrial inner membrane. The record is from RefSeq and is a predicted model, not a curated record. The transcript is spliced from 5 exons. Lineage: Eukaryota; Metazoa; Chordata; Actinopteri; Syngnathiformes; Syngnathidae.
AGUUUAUGUUGCGGAAAUGCUGCAAUGAAGCGGAACCAUACAGCUGUGAAGUGGCAUUUCCUGGAGUAGUCGGACAUUGCAAGGCGUCGGACCAGUUCAGCACGGCGCAUAUGUAACUGCUGGAAAGGUGUGGUGUGAAAUGGCCGAAGACGAAGAGAAUAACAACAAAAAGGGUUUACGCCUGCUUUGGAUUCUGGACGUGCAGAAGACGCCGUGUGCCCGAGAAGCGGUCCUGCACGGAGCCGGAGGUUCUGUUGUUGCCGGACUGGCGCACUUUUUGGCCACGAGUCGCGUCAGGAGGUCCUUUGAUGUCGGCAUGGCGGGCUUCCUGUUGACCACCUUGGCUUCCUGGUCUUACUGUCGUACGAACAACGCCAAGAUGCGCGUGCAGCAGAGGAUGAUCCAGGACGCCAUGAAAAACAAGGUGGUCUACGAGGGAACCAGUCUGGACCCUGCAGUCAGAACCAGAACAGAAGCGUCACCGGGCCCCUCGUGACCCCUCAGAGACUCCUCAACUCCAAGCGGCUGAUGUUUGUUGUUGUUGCCAUGACAACCGCUUGCACCUGCACAGAAACACUGCUGCAUGAGUGCCCAUACAGGAAGUGUAAUAAAUGUAAUCAUAAAUAUCUCUCAUACAAGGUGAGGACUUACUUGUUGCUAUGGUUACAGUAUAUUUAAAUCAGGGUUGUCCAAACUUUUUCCACUGAGGUCCGCACACUGAAAAAUGUUCAUAUUUUUCAAAACCAACACAAUCCUUAAGUUUUUUGUUUUUUUACCUAUAGUGCUCUCGUCAACCUCAGUCAUAAAAAAGUUUAAAAUAAGUUGGGGGUUUUUUACAAACUUAAAUCUGUAGAUCAGCUUCAGAUCUAUCUGUCAAUAUAAUGUUUUUAUUGAAUGUUUUAUGACCUUUUUGUUAAAAAAAAACUUAAUUUUUUUCUGACAAAAAAACUAAAUAUGCAAUAAUUUGACCCAAAAGAAGUUCAAAGUGGAAAAUGAAAAAGCCUAAAUAAGUCAAUAAUUCAUAACAUUGAUUUUGAUUCAUUAUUAUUUUUUGAGCAAUGAGUUUUAAAAAAAUCCCACUAAAAUUCUUAGGGAUCUUAAAGUUCCCCACUUAUAAAAUGGUUAAAAAUAAAUACGUUUAUUUUUUUACUUUCAGUUCCUAAAUUUCUUGAUCAACUUCAGAUCUAUCCAUUGAUUUUUUAUAUUAUUUUUUGUUUUUGUUUGUUGUGUGCUCUUAUUGUCAUAUAAAACUUUGUUUUUCAUGGCAAAAACAAAAAAAAAUGCAAUAAUUUCCCUCUAAAGUAUUUCAAAUUGGCCUUAAAUAGGUCAAUAAAUUAUAACAUUGAUUUUGAUGCAUUAUGUUUCGACCACUGAGUUAAAAAAAAGAAAUCCAACUAAAAAGGGAUCUAAAAGGGUUAGGGUUAUAAAAGUGUUAAAAAUCAAUUUAUUUAUUUUUUUUAUUAUUCAACGAUCAUUGUUUUUUAAACAACCUCAGAAAAAACCUGGCUCUCCAAGUACCACCGUAAUGACCAACAUUAUAAUACAGCAGCAUAGUAGGCCUAAGUGUUCAUUAAAAACAAUGCUGAGGGAUUUAUUUAACAAGUAUAUUUAAUAUGUUUGGCCACAACAUUACACACAGUUUGGACAGUAUCACUGUUUGAAUAUAGGAAAAUAAAACACUGUACUUUCAUCAAGCGAUUCUUUGACGUACCACUAGAUGGAGCCCUUGUACCAGUUUGAGAAUCCCUGAUCUCGAUCAACUUCAGAUCUGUCAAUGUAAAGUUUUGUACUUUUUAUUUUGUAUGCCCUUUUUGUUUAAGAAAACCCAGUUUUUUAUGGCAAAAACACGAAAUAUGCAAUUACUUCCCCCCUAAAAUGUGAAUAUGUAAGGAAGUGGAGCCUUAAAGAAGUAAAUAAUUCAUAACCAUUUUGAUUCAUUAGGUUUUGAACAAGGGCAGUUUUUUCACGAGGAUCCAAAAGGAGUUCAAAAAUAAGUCCUAUAUUUUAAUUGUUUGUUUUAUGCGCUUUUUGUCACAGAAAACUAGUUCUUA